AUGAGGCGGAAGGAGAAGCGGCUUCUGCAGGCGGUGGCGCUGGUCCUGGCGGCCCUGGUCCUUCUGCCCAACGUGGGGCUCUGGGCGCUGUACCGCGAGCGGCAGCCCGACGGCACCCCCGGGGGAUCCGGAGCAGCGGCGGCCGCGGCCGCUGGACAGGGCUCACACAAUCAACCAAAGAAGAGCUUUUUCUUUGGAGAUAGGCAGAAACUGAAGGACUGGCACGACAAAGAAGCCAUCAAGAGGGAUGCUCAGCGUGUAGGAGAUGGAGAACAAGGGAGGCCCUUCCCGUUGACCUAUGCUGAGCGAGUGGACCAGGCGUACCGAGAAAAUGGAUUUAACAUUUACGUCAGCGAUAAAAUCUCCCUGAAUCGCUCUCUCCCUGACAUUCGGCACCCAAACUGCAAAAGCAAACACUACCUGGAGACGCUCCCCAACACCAGCAUCAUCAUCCCCUUCCACAAUGAGGGCUGGUCCUCGCUCCUGCGCACCGUGCACAGCGUGCUGAACCGCUCACCCCCGGAGCUGAUCGCCGAGAUAGUGCUCGUGGACGACUUCAGUGACCGAGAACACCUGAAGAAACCACUUGAAGACUACAUGGCCCUUUUCCCCAGCGUGAGGAUUCUCCGAACCAAGAAACGGGAAGGACUGAUCAGGACCCGAAUGCUGGGAGCCUCAGCUGCAACUGGGGAUGUCAUCACAUUCUUGGACUCACACUGUGAAGCCAAUGUCAACUGGCUCCCCCCCUUGCUCGACCGCAUUGCUCGGAACCGCAAGACCAUCGUGUGCCCAAUGAUCGAUGUGAUUGACCAUGAUGACUUCCGGUACGAGACGCAGGCAGGGGAUGCCAUGCGGGGCGCCUUUGACUGGGAGAUGUACUAUAAGCGGAUCCCCAUCCCUCCAGAACUGCAGAAAGCUGACCCCAGCGACCCAUUUGAGUCUCCCGUGAUGGCCGGUGGACUGUUCGCCGUGGAUCGGAAGUGGUUCUGGGAGCUAGGCGGGUAUGACCCAGGCUUGGAGAUCUGGGGAGGGGAGCAGUACGAGAUCUCCUUCAAGGUGUGGAUGUGUGGAGGUCGCAUGGAGGACAUUCCCUGCUCCAGGGUGGGCCAUAUCUACAGGAAGUAUGUGCCCUACAAGGUGCCUGCUGGAGUCAGCCUGGCCCGGAACCUGAAGCGAGUGGCAGAGGUGUGGAUGGACGAGUACGCGGAGCACAUCUACCAGCGCCGGCCGGAGUACCGCCACCUCUCCGCUGGGGACGUGACUGCCCAGAAAAAGCUCCGUAGCUCCCUGAACUGCAAGAGUUUCAAGUGGUUUAUGACCAAGAUCGCCUGGGAUCUGCCCCAAUUCUACCCACCUGUGGAGCCCCCGGCCGCAGCCUGGGGUGAGAUCCGCAAUGUGGGCACAGGGCUGUGUGCAGACACGAAGCAUGGGGCCCUGGGCUCCCCACUGAGGCUAGAGAGCUGCAUCCGGGGCCGCGGGGAGGCCGCCUGGAACAACAUGCAGGUCUUCACCUUCACCUGGAGAGAAGACAUCCGACCCGGAGACCCCCAGCACACCAAGAAGUUCUGCUUUGAUGCCGUCUCCCACACCAGCCCCGUCACCCUCUACGACUGCCACAGCAUGAAGGGCAACCAGCUGUGGAAGUACCGCAAAGACCAGACCUUAUACCACCCCGUCAGCGGCAGUUGCAUGGACUGCAGUGAAAGUGACCACAGGAUCUUCAUGAACACCUGCAACCCCUCCUCUCCCACCCAGCAGUGGCUGUUUGAACACACCAACUCCACAGUCUUGGAAAAAUUCAAUAGCAACUGAGCCCUCACGUUGCCACAGUGAGCCUGGCGGGGUCCCCUCCAGCACUCCCUGCAGCCUCCCUCUCCAGAGGAAGGCGGGGCUGCCAGGGCUCCCCCAUUCUGUACAAGGUGCUGGCCAGCCAGGUCAAGGCAGAGGGGGCUCUUGAAGCUGGCCUGGGUGUCCACCCAGCCCUGCAGGCCCCAAAUGGUGGAGGCAUGGAGAACAGACCCCACAAGAGGCCCCACUCCAGAGCAGAGCCCACUGCAUCCCUGGCGGCGGCAUGGAAACCCAGGAGAGCCUUUUCACCCCACCACCACGUUCCCUUGAGCAGUACGUGGAAGGAAUGCCAGGGUAGCCCUUGGCCACCCGAAACAGAGUCCUCCAAGCCUGCCUGACAUUCAGCUGGCUCAUCCAUGAUGGUCCUUUAGUGAGAGAGAGAGGCAAGUUGUGUCUGUAGGCGCCAACUUUAAGCAACAGUGCCACUCAUCAGCAACAGAAGGACAAGAGUCUUUCUCAGGGCCAUUGGGUUCAGCCUUUUCAUUUUGGCCCCAGCUUGGGAUAACUGCAGUUACUCCCCGGCAUCUGUUCCUUGUCCUGACCCAAGGAGAUGAGGUAGAAGCCGUGCCUGGGGCCCUCCGAGUGUUCAGUGCUGGCCGCCAGCCAGCUGUCAGGUGGGGCAGAAGCGUGGCCCUCCUGUGCCAUGGUGGACAGCCCUGGUGUCUGCCCUGGCUCUCGGGGUGCUCAAGAUGCCCAGAUCAGUGCUCUCCAGGCUCAAGGACAGUCCGGCCACCAGCUUUUCAGGACUGGGUUUCAGAGGGCCUUGAGUCUGUGGCACAGGCAUAGUAGAAGACCUCCAAACUAGAAAUUCUGCUUGAAUUUCCCCCAUCAGCGCUUCCGUCUCUCUCUCUCUCCCUUCUCCCUCCCUCGGGCAGCUGCCUGUCUCAACAGAAGAGCAGAAGUGUGACGUGCUGGCCUCACAAAGUCCGGAGGCCACCGAGGUGGACUGCAGGCAGGUUGCCUAGCCCGGACUCCUUGUGGUUCUGGUUCUCAUAUUGAAUUCUAGAAUUUUUAAAGAACUGUGUACUUGGGUCACAAACUAGAGUACCACAUAGGAUUCUGGUAUUCUAGCAUCCAAUAUGGAUUUCUGGAAUGCUGUGAUUGAAGGAACCAGUCAACUGUAAAAUCUUCAAGGCAGCCCCUAGCCUAGAAACAAUCUGUGAAGUCCAAGGUUGGUGGUGUUGGGGGACAGGUAGGGGAUCCCACGUCCAUCCGCUCAUACCAGAGACCUGGGUGUGACACAGUCGUCAGCCCAGGCCGGAAGCUGUGCCAGCCCCGCCACGGUCACGGCUGCAGUGAACACCCCAGUGUCCCACAAACAGAUAUGCAGUCCGCUCCAUGACGGCCCUCUGUAUUUACCUUUUGCUUUGUUAAUUAUGUGUCAGACUCCCAGAGGGCUCCCAAACUAAUAGGAAGUGUUUCUCUAACCAGCCUGCCACCCACUGAGUCAGAAAUGGAGAUUGCAGUCUACAGCCCGUUGCUCCCGCCAGCUAGCCCAGGAAGUCUUUAAAUCGGUGUUCAGUUAGAGUCGAGCUUCUCGAUUGUGUUAUUUGCCAGUGAAAUAACUGAGACAUAAAUCUGGGAGCAGAGCCACGGAUCUGCCUUUGAGAUGCUGGCUGAUCUCGUCAGUUAUCUGAGGAGGGAAGUGAACUCUCCCAGCCACCACCACCCCGAUGAAGCGUGCAGCGGGCAAAGCGUCGCUUCCACCUUCUGCCUCAGCACAGCUCCCACUCUGGCCACCUGUCUGCAGGAGAGGCAGCCCCGUGCUUACAAAGCUUGCUUGUCCGUCCCUGGUGUCUUUUCCAAGUGAGUGCUACACCUUUUAGCAGUGGCCCUCUUUAGGAAGGAGUCAAAAGAUGCGGCCCCUUCCAGAAUCUCGGAAAGCAAGAGUGUUGUAAUUUGGGAGAAUUGAGGUAGGAUUCAUCAUCAGAAAGUAAUGCAGCGUUAUUAAAAUGAAAACUGUGCCUUUUAAAAAGAAAAACAUGCAAACGUACAGCCAAUCCCUAAACUUGAAUCAUUU
Messenger RNA from Budorcas taxicolor (takin), 3868 nucleotides. RefSeq names its product polypeptide N-acetylgalactosaminyltransferase 10 (gene GALNT10). Gene Ontology annotation, cellular component: Golgi apparatus. Lineage: Eukaryota; Metazoa; Chordata; Mammalia; Artiodactyla; Bovidae. The record is from RefSeq and is a predicted model, not a curated record. Bases 1 to 1812 code for a protein of 603 amino acids. The transcript is spliced from 12 exons.